Molecule: messenger RNA, 2154 nt
Organism: Capronia epimyces CBS 606.96
Lineage: Eukaryota; Fungi; Ascomycota; Eurotiomycetes; Chaetothyriales; Herpotrichiellaceae
Exons: 3
Coding region: 1-2154 (717 amino acids)
Biological process (GO): regulation of DNA-templated transcription
Cellular component (GO): nucleus
Molecular function (GO): transcription cis-regulatory region binding; DNA-binding transcription factor activity, RNA polymerase II-specific; zinc ion binding
Source: RefSeq, a predicted model, not a curated record
AUGUCGAAGCGGAGUUGGCAAGAGGCCAAUCUGCCUUCCCCACGCUCUGCCCUUACCCUCCAGCGAGCAGGUUCUUCGACGUCGCCCCAUUCCUUUGCUUCGCCUUCACAGGCCACGUCCCCGAGGAAGAUACGUAGCUCCAUCGACGAGCCUCCUCUUAUCGCCAAAGGCCCGCCUAAACCACAGCCAGUCAAUCCCACUAAUGGAGCGAAUGGCGACUCCAGCAAACUGCCUGGAAUCUCAAGGAAGGUCAAGGCAUGCGCAGCGUGCCGCAAACAAAAAAUCAAAUGUAUCAUGCAAGGAGACCCUCCAUGCCAGCGAUGCAAAGAGCGAGGGUUAUCGUGUCGGCUGAACAAGAGUUUACAAACGCUCAUGUCGGAGGAUUCGAGAUGGAAGGCAGCAGUCACAAAAGACGUGACGGCUCUAUAUGCGACUGUCGAAGAAAUAGUCCGAACAUUGCAGUUACCGGCAUUACCGCAGAUGCUUACAUCAACUCAAGAUCCGGCUAUUUUCUUCGACCCAGAAGAACACAAUGACCCAGAUGAUGAAGACCAAUCGCUUGACAAUUCGCCCAAGGUUACGCCCGUCGCCGACAACUUGUCCCACGUCCCGAUUGAGUCGCUGUAUCAGAUCACCGGCAUGCGGUCCUUGAGGGCAACGGAAAACAUCACCGAAGACCAGUCGCGAAUAUGCAAACAACUUCGUGACACAGAUUUCAUCGCCCGGGGUAUCAUCAAACAAGAAGAUGCCGAACAUCUGGCCACCUACUACCUCACCAAGCUUGAUCCAUACAUCUGGCACAUGUGCCCAGAUUACACAGAUCUCGAAUCCUUUCGGCGGCGCUCACCCACCCUGACUGCCUGUAUCUUGACCGUGGCCGCCCUUCACGACAUGAAACUUGGUCAUCUCUACUCCGUAUGCAACAAAGAGUAUCGAAGGCUCGUGGCCAACGCAAUGUUUGAAAGAAAGAUUGACAUGGAGUAUCUGAGAGCACUAGUGCUUGGAUCGUACUGGCUGAGUGACAUCUCCUGGACGCUCUCGGGAUACGCCAUUCGCCGAGCCACCGAAUUCCAGCUCCGUCGGUUUUAUCACGAUAUUACAGAGUCAAUAAAAUCACCGGGCAAGGUGGACCAGGAAAAUUUGCAGGAGGCCAUCGACGGGAUCCGAGUAUUAUAUACCCUGUACAUCUGUGACCAUCAUCUUUCCAUUCUUUAUGGUCGAUCAUCCAUUAUGCGCGACAAUGAGAGCUACAUCACCGGGUGGGAAGCAUAUCUUGCAUGUUCAUUAUCCACAGAUGCCGACCGCAGAAUAGCCGGGCAGAUUUGUUUGAUGUACCUGAUGAAUCAAAUCAGGGAGACUCUGGGGCCUGAAGACACAAGCUUGUUGUUACCGGCCUCUGCGCUCACCAAGAUCGCAGGCUUUGAAAGAGAUCUGGACGACUGGAUUGCGAGAUUUUCCAGACAUAAUCCAAGCCAACACAUCGGAAAUUGGCCGAACAAAGGAGCCAUCAUGCAUUACCACUGGGCUAAAUUAUACCUGCAGUCGUACGUACUGCGCGGAUUGCCUGAAAACGGGGCGGUCAUACCGGAACACUUCCUCGAGAACGCAUCGGCGGCUGUCUUCGCCGCCACGGCAAUCAUCAACCUCCUGUUAGAAGAUAAGGAUGCCCAGCAAGCCAUUGCCUAUGUUCCGCAUCACAUCCACGGCAUGAUCGCGUUUGCUUGUAUGUUUUUGCUGAAGAUUGCCACCAAACACAGCGAGCAGUUGUUCGUGGACAAGGUCCGAUUCCAGCAACUCAUCGAUGCCUUGGCGCAACAAUUCAAAGCCACCGACGUUGGGAAAGAUCAUCUGAUUCACCGGAUGGCUGAGGGACUCGAAAAAAUGGCCGAAACUCUAGGGGGACCACCCCGUGCGAAGAACCGCAAAGUCAACGGAGAACGACCGAAUCAAUCAUUGACAUCGCCGAGUCAGGCGGUGGAGAGCGCAACUCCUGAGGGGAAACCCAACGGAGAACCUGCUCCCCCGGACUAUAGCUCUCUGGACCCCGCUGCGUUUGAUUUUGGAGAUCCUACUUUGGGACUGGGCAUGCCAUUUUUUGAUUUCGAGGGCACCACUUUGGAUGGAAGGGAUACGAUGUGGAAUUUUGCCUCGUAG